This is a messenger RNA of Magallana angulata, 4172 nucleotides long. Its product is annotated as von Willebrand factor D and EGF domain-containing protein-like. Lineage: Eukaryota; Metazoa; Mollusca; Bivalvia; Ostreida; Ostreidae. The record is from RefSeq and is a predicted model, not a curated record. The transcript has 19 exons. The coding region runs from base 90 to 3299 and encodes 1069 amino acids.
GUUAUAAAUAGAUGUUUGUGUACUGUGGAUUGGACAAGGAAGCAUUUUGUAUGCGACGUAUGGCUUACCACACACGAUAGCUUAACAGAAUGUGUCCGCCCAGUAUCUUGAGUAUGAUCAUACUUGCGACAAUGUUAAAGGAAUACUACGCAGAUCCCUGCUUUUCCUACUCGCUCAUAUCAGGACAUUACAAAAGAUCGUCGAAUUACACAAUAAAGUCAACAGACAUCGCUUUCAGUGACAGUUUCUUGCCCGAAGGAUGGUAUCGUUUUAACAGCCUUGCAGGGAAUGACAUAGUUACUUGGGCGCCGUCUAUAUACCAAUGUGGUACCAUAUACCCAAUAUGGAUGCGAGGAACUUUACCAAUGAAUGGUGAGGGUGAAGUUAACCGGACCGCCUGUAUCGUUGGAUUUAACGGCAACUGCUCGAAAACAUUGACCAUCAAAGUAAAAAACUGUAGAGAAUACAAUGUAUAUCAUCUGGUACCGGUUCCACAAACAUCCACUGGAUACUGCAUAGGAGAAAAAACACAUUGUCCUCCGGGGCAAUCGUCGAUUUCGGGUUUUACCCCAUGUGUAGAUGUGGUCCCCGUAAAUACAAACCCGGCCGUGAAUGCCUCUCUGGAAAAUCAAAUAUCUAAUAUUACGGAACCUGUGUUUAAGUGUCUGUUUGAUGAACCCGUCGGCAGUCCAUACUGGUACGACACCUAUUGGUACAUCAAUACAGAUACUGUCAAAGUGGUAGAGUCUCAACCUUAUCAGAGCAACCAAAGCUGGCUGUACCCCAAUGACUGGGUGGACAAGUAUAAUUUGAACAUGGUGGUCAAAUGCUCAGUUCGAGUUCGACAUAUGCAAACAAGUAUACCAAGCCAUCACAAUUAUAGUGAGGACUUCCAAGCUGGGAUGUUUCCCUCGUCAUUUAUUUACCACCUCAAAGAAGGGGGAACAAUUUCCAUCAAGUUUACUGUAACUGUUCCUGUUGGAUGCUUAGACCAAUACCGUCAAUACCUCUGUAAAACUAGCAUAUUUAUAUUUACCCCCGAGUAUCAAUCUUCAACGAGGUCAUGCCAAAAUUUCAGUAAACAGGGUGAAGUGUCUUUUGAAGACAAUUACUGUGGCAUUAUCAUAGAAAGCUCAAACUGGUGGAAAGAGAGGAUUCUUAAUGUUACCGGAAAAACUGACGGACUGAUUAACAAGAGAGAUAGGGACGUAUAUAUAAAAUUAGGCUCAUUAACAGAUAGUCCAGACGAUAUAUCGGGUGUUUGGUACAACUUUACCAUGCCUGAUAUAAAGAUAUUUCUUAGCGAUGAAGAUAAGAAAAUUGAAAACAUGUAUUGCUAUGCUAGGACAGAUCCAAGAAUGAGAACUUUUGACGGAGUGAAUUGGACGGCGUCGUUGGCAGGAGAAUUUGUUAUGUACAGAGACAUACGACGACAAAUAGCGGUGAGUAGUCUCUUUUCCUCGUGUGUAUGGGAUUCUAAAUCAGCAGGAGAAGGACCCUGCAGCUGUGGUAUUGCCAUCAGGGUAGAAAACUCUCUGUAUGCUCAUCGUACGUGUGCUAAAAUAUCUUAUCACGAUAAAAAAGAACUUAUCCAGCACGAUCUUGUACAUCAUAUUUGUGACGAUCGCCACAUGGUAAUAAAGAAUGAACCUCCAUGGACAAAGAUAACUCUUCCUAACGGGGCGACCGUAAAGUAUAUGUUAAAAAGAAAUUGGAUUUAUGAUACAACCUUGACACCUUCGAUCUUUGAUGAGGACAACGUUGACGGGUUAUGUGGAAAUCCUAAUAAUGAUACGUCUGACGAAUUCGGCUCUCAAAAACCUUCCAUAGAAGAAGCUGCGAAUUUUCAAAACCGCUCAAGGGUUGAUAUAAAUUCCACCGAAAGCCUUUUUGGAGUUGACAGAAUACUAAACAGUGGGAGUUCUCAUUUAAAGAAGUAUUGUGACUGUGCUACGGAAAUCGGACCUAAUGAACAAUCAAUCUCUGAUCACUACAUAGCAAAUUGUUCAAUAGCUACAUCAGCUAUCCUAUGUUCUCAGAUAACUUCUUCAGACAGCUUAACGUCAACAUGCAAAAGUUACAUGUACCAAGGCCGAUUCAGACGCGAUGUCAAUUUCAUAAAUGAUGACAGCGAUGACGUCUCUGAAAUAUUACCUCUUAAACUUGAUCCAAGUUUUGAUCCAAAUUAUAUUCCUCCUACUCCAAGUUGGAAGAAUAAUUGGACGGAAUCAGCAGCUCGUGAAUAUUGUACAAACAUGCUAGUAAAUAACCGGGCCGGGAAAGAAUGUCAGAAAUACAUCCCCAUGAAAAGUUCUACUGAAAUAGCGAUAGAAGAUUGUGUGCUUGACAUAAGGGAUAGUGGGACAACUGAAUUUUCGAGCUACACCAUAGAAUCCAUUAACCAGAACUGUCUUGAACAAAUUAAAAAACACGAAGUCUUCCUUGAACCAAGUAAUACUCAUGGAGCGUCUGUCGUACAAAUGAUAGGUCAGCUUGUUUGUUUAAACAAUUGUUCCAACAAUGGUGAUUGCAAGGAAGGCAUGUGCAAUUGCGAUGAUGGAUAUGUUGGUACAGAUUGUUCGCACGAGAAAUCAACACCACCUUCCAAUUUAACGUUACCGGAACAAGGAGUAUGCAAAACAAGCAAACGAGCAUGCGUUAAAACAAACAUCAUUGGUUACUUUGUCACCCAAACAGUUUUUGCGAAAUUGGAUGAAUUUGAGAUUACAGAUUUGGGAAGGACAAGGACGCUUUCAACUUACCUUUCCCGAGCGACUUACAUCAAUCCAACCAUUUUAAAGGUCGACAUUCCAACCAGCUACCGUAAAAAGCGAUCACCAUCAAUAAAUAUUUAUGCAAGUGGUUUUUACAUAAGUUUAUCCUAUAAUGCGAAAAACUAUAGCGAUUCCGUGACAUUGGUCAUCUACAAUGACUUAUGUUAUAGCUGCAGUGCAUUAACAAUGGAAUGCAACAUGACGUCUACCUGUAACCAAAUUCCCGGAAUAACCCAAAAUCCAACUGAAAAAGAUCAAACAUCCACGUCUUUGAUUAUCAGCCUUUGUGUUGUUUUGGUGCUCAUAAUUGGAACAAUUAUUGUCAUGAUAUUAUUGAAACGAAGACACACAGGUCAUUUUAGCCCUUGGUGUGUAGAAAAGAAAAAACCACAACAUUUGCAAAACCAUCCACCAGUUCAGUGCUACGAUACGAUAAACCUCGACCUAAAAAAAUCUACAUCUCAAAACUACGAGAUACUCAAGCCAGCAGUAGUGGGCAGAUCCAAUGCUGCAUUUGACGGCUAGACAGAAGACAGGGCAGCUUUCGGUCAUCUCAAUGUUUAUUGAUCAAAAAACUCAACUUAAAACGAACUGAUUUCUAUGCUUUUUCCUUCUUUUUUUUAAAUUGUUUUUUACAAAAAGGCCUUUUAAUAUUCAAAAUAUUUUUAUUCGUAUUUUGUUUUCCGGGAACGAAUUCCAGAGUCCAAAAUCUCCGAGCAGCAUACAACUAAUGAAUUGACCAUCUGUCCAUGCCAAAUUCAAAAAAAAAUGUUGAUGGAGAUUUGAAGGAAGAGAGUGUAGAUAAAGUUAUCUUUGUACAGUGACAUAUAUACAAGAAUAACAUAUAAAUUGUACAUGUAAAUAUAGUUAAAUAUAGUUAAAUUUUAUAGUUUAUCUUGUCUUUACCGAAUUCUGACUGAUAGACCAUUUAUUACAGACAGGUUAGUUUGCUUUGUUUUACUUUUUCGUGCUUUUAGAGAGAGAGAGAGAGAGAGAGAGAGAGAGAGAGAGAGAGAUAUCUUUAUAUACAUACAUGUAUACUUAAUAGCUUUCAAUUUCAUGUUAUUUUUGUGUUGCUUUCAAUAAAUAUGUAUUGUUUAUAUUUAUUUUACAAGAGGUAAAAUGUUAGACAAUGGCUUACUGUACUACCUGGAUGAUAUGAACAGCACAAAUCAAUUUCAGAAGUUUGCCGCCUAAAUUCUGAAGUACAAUCAAAAGUUAUUUAACAAAUAUUGUCAUACUCUCUUUAAUAUUAGUUGUCUCAAUUUUGUUUAAUAUUUAAACUAAUUCACUGCACUUAUUUUCAAUGUACUAGUAAGUGUUUGCUAAUAUUAUAUGUAGUUUUUAUGAUACGUGUAAAAUGUUAUAGUCGGAGAAUAUCUAUAAACUGCUUUUAUU